AUGUCGCUGUUUUCUUGUAGUGAUGGGUAUGCCGGAGACUAUGUCAACUCUCUUGGAGCUUACUUUGCUCCGUUGACUUCAACCCCGUUGACCCCUGCCAAGAAGCUGCCGGCACUUGGAGCUGAUGUAGGAACUGCAUGGGAUGGUGGUGCUUACGAUGGUGUUAAGAGGGUGUAUGUAGGACAGGCCCAAGAUGGUAUAUCAGUCGUUAAGUUUGUGUAUGACAAAGGCACUGAGGACAUCGUCGGAGCUGAACAUGGAACGAGUACUCUACUCGGUUUCGAAGAGCUCGAACUUGACUAUCCAAGUGAGUACAUCACGGCUGUCCAAGGCACCUACGAAAAAAUCUUUGGGAGUGAUGCCACGGUCAUAAAUAUGCUUAGGUUCAAGACUAAUAAGCAAACAUCUACUCCCUUUGGACUUGAAGCUGGCACAGCCUUUGAGCUCAAAGAGGAAGGCCACAAGAUCGUUGGAUUCCAUGGAAAAGUCAGUGACCUGCUUCAUCAGCUUGGAGUCUAUGUCCUGCCAGUCACCAACUGA
This is a messenger RNA of Brassica napus (rape), 540 nucleotides long. Its product is annotated as jacalin-related lectin 32-like. The record is from RefSeq and is a predicted model, not a curated record. Bases 1 to 540 code for a protein of 179 amino acids. Lineage: Eukaryota; Viridiplantae; Streptophyta; Magnoliopsida; Brassicales; Brassicaceae. The transcript has 2 exons. Gene Ontology annotation, molecular function: carbohydrate binding.